Nezara viridula (southern green stink bug) is the source of this 3090-nucleotide messenger RNA. NCBI's taxonomy places the organism in Eukaryota, Metazoa, Arthropoda, Insecta, Hemiptera, Pentatomidae. The record is from the annotation of a GenBank genome assembly.
AUGAUCAUGACAGACCAGAGUCAUCUCAUCAAAGAUGUUUUUCCAUCUAUUAAACUAGCAUGUAAUGAAGUUGCAUUAAAUCCUUCAAAAAAAUCACUUGAAAAUUUACAUUCUAUUUUAAAAGGCAUCGAUUCAACAAUAGUUAAGGAAUUAGAUUUUUAUAUUUGGUAUCCAAUAUGCGUACACCUUUCGACUAAGAAUAAGGAUGAAACUGCCUGUAUGCUUUUAAGUCAGCUUUUGAAGUUGUUGAAAAUUUUAACUAUAUCUUCCCUUGAUACAUUUCUUAAGUUAUAUUACCUGCUUAUUUCUCAGAUUAAUAACUUGUUUGAAGUACAAACCACUUCAGAAGAAUUGAAACUUUUAGUUUUGCAGUGUUUAACGCUAUUGAUAAGAUCUAGUUCAUAUGAUGUUUUAAAACAAUUUUUUACAAGAAUUUACUAUUCAAAAUUGAGUGCUGGUGUUUUUGUUUGCACAUCAAUAGCAAAAGUUGAAAAAUAUAUAAAUCUUAAAAUCGAGGCUUUGGAAUGUCUUAAGCAUUUGACUCAAAUAAACAGCACUUAUCUAAACAAUGAGAAUUACAAAGCUCAGGUUUCUGAUAUUGUGAUUUUGAUGCUCCCUGGUUUAAUGUCUACUUGCUUAGAAAUAAUCAAUAGUGGAGAAACUCAAAAUCAUAAAGUCAUUGUGCUUGCCUUGCAUUUAUGGAGCCAUGUUUUAACACUUGUUGCUGAAGAAACUCCCAAUGAAGAAUUUGUUCAUUCAAAAAAUAUAAUAAAUAAUGAUGAAAUCAGUUUUAAAAAUAAAGAUUUAAGUGAACGCGAAGAAUUUUUAAAUAGACUUAUGAACACUAAGAGGGAUUCAAAAUGGUUAGAAGAUACUGAUGAACAUUUGAUGGCCAUGACUGAAUCAGUUGUCAAAAUUCACAGUCAUCAACAUUGGAAAGUUCGCUACGAACUUGCUUCAAGUGCCUAUUUGAUUCUACAGCAUUGUGGAAAAAACUUUCCAAGAUCUGUUGGUCAUUUGGUGGAAGUAUUGGCCAUAUUAUCUCAGGAUGAUGAAUGUUCUGUUGCUGAUCAGAGUAACAAUUACAUAUCACGUUUAUGCCAAAAAUGUGAAGAUUCUAAUGUGAAAUCAUUUGUUGAGAUCGUUGAAGAGAAUUUUUUCUCACUUCUGACUAGGCUUCCACGAAUUUUGCAUGGAAAUGAUGUGACACUUAAGGAAACUAGUUUGAUGCUGUUUUGUGGGUAUUUGGAUGUAUUAGGCCAAAAACAUUUGCCAGCUGUUCUAAGCUCUGUUCAGCAUUAUAACAGAUUCUUACACUGUCUUCUUGUUUGUAACACUCCAGAUUGCAGGAAUGUUACUCUUAUGGAAGAAUUAUCUAUUCGGGACAUAAACAUAUUACCAAUUUCUAAUGAAUGUAAAUGGAGAUGUCUGAGGUAUUGCGAAACUGAUAAGUGCGUUUCUGGUGUUUCGAGGUUGUGUGCCAAAGUCAUUAAAUUAUGUGAUAAAGAAGUAUUAAUUAGCAGUUUAUUGGAUGAAUUUAACUCAAAUAUAGGUCAGAGAAAAGAAAUAACACUGCUGCUUGUGAAUUUGGUCUCUUCAGCGAAUCCUGAUGAUUUUAACCCUUAUUCAACUCUUUUGAGAGACGUAAUUGUUGCCUUGAUGGAGCCUUCUCUAUGGAAUGCCUCUAUUAAUUUCAAUAAUGAUGGAGACACAAAACAAACAAUCCAAGAAAAUAUUGUGCAGAUAUGUUUAUUAGCUGAUGCAGUUGGGUGCCUUGCUGUUGCUGCUGGUCAUGAGAACUUUUUACCUCUUUUAUUCCAAUGUUUUUAUCCAGUUUUAGAAUGUGCUGGUAGCCACAUAAGCAUUAUUGCCUCUGCUGGUCGUUUUGCUGUUCACAAAUUUUCAUCUGUAUAUAAUGAAAGUGUUAGUACGCUUAUCUCCAAAAACGUUGAUUAUCUUUCUCACCACAUCACCCUUAAGCUUAGAUAUGCUUAUCGAAAUCCAAGGGUGCUGUCAGUCCUAUCUGUCAUAAUGGAAUAUACUACGUUGGAUAUGCUAACUUCCCUCCAUGAUAUCAUUAAUGAUGUCUUAGUACAGAGCUGUGAUAGGUUCCAAGACAUCAAUGCAAACGCCUUCUUACAUGUUUUUGAGACGUAUUUAUCUUGUGUACUGAGGUGUGUAGUAGAUUUAAAAACAAAUGAUGAGACAGAAGAGUCAAAAGCACAAAAUGAAACAUCUUGGUUAAAGGAGCUUAUGAAUUAUGAUGAAACUCUUGCUGCUGCAAAUGUUUCAAAUGAAGAGGUCUCUGAACCAGAUAAUGUUGGGCAAUUGAUGCAAGAAGAAGAAGAAUAUGAAAAAGAGCCAGAAAAACCUCCUCUUCCUGAUCAUAUUAAAAUGACAGUGGAUGUUUUAAACAGGAGUCUUCAUUUUCUUCCCGGAAACGAUUUAUCACGACAAAUUUUGUGUUUGCAGAUACUGAAUAAAGGAGUUUAUAUAUUAUCAAGUUGGAAGGACGAACUUCUGCCUGUUGUUCAUAAGAUUUGGUCACCGUUAGUUGAAAGGUUCAAAUCCUCAAAUCAUCCACUUCUUCUCCAGAGAGCUUUUUCUCUUUUGAUAUCUCUUGCUAAGUACUCAAAAGACUUCAUUAGAGCUCGAACAUUGAAGGAUGUUCUGCCUUCUUUGAAUCAUGUUCUUAAAGAUAGUAGUAAGGAAAGCAAAAAUAAAAGCCCAGCUGGAGCCUAUACUUUAACGCAAACUUAUAAGCUACAGCUGUUGCUUCUGUCCAACCUAGGUCAAGUUUCCUUGAACUUGGAAUUAGCCCCAAAGGAUGUCCAUAGUUUACUGUUGUCGACAACGCCAUAUUUGAGUAUAAAACAGCCAUUACCUCUUCAGGAGGCUUGUGUAAAUAUGUACAAAGUGCUGAGCAAAGUUUAUUCUGAUAUAAUAUGGGUUCAUCUUAUGACAAUUUGCCCCAACCAGCUAGAGAUAAAAUCAAAUAUUGAAGGUUUUCCAAUUUAUAAGUUGGAUUCUAGUAUCAACGAUAAGAAGGAGUAUAUACAUACAGUACAACAAUUGUUAAAUUAUUUGUAA